Molecule: messenger RNA, 537 nt
Organism: Rubroshorea leprosula
Lineage: Eukaryota; Viridiplantae; Streptophyta; Magnoliopsida; Malvales; Dipterocarpaceae
Source: the annotation of a GenBank genome assembly
AUCUCAGUCAUAGUAGAGUCACAUCCAUGUCGAUCUCUGGCAUUCAAGGCCUACCUCUUGAGGUCACUGUUGUUUCAUGCUAUAACUUGGAGGACAAGGAAUGGUUAUCAAGGCAGGAUCCUUAUGUUCGCCCUGAAUAUGGAAGCUGCAAGUACAGAACCAGAACCUGCACUGACUGAAGGCAUAAGGAAGCUGAAUGUUGUGGUCUGGAAGAGCAACACCCUGACUGCUGAUGACCAUGUUGGCAAUGGAAGGGUCCAACUUCUGAAAGACCUUUCCCAAGGUUUUGAUGACACUAAUUGGUUGCUACAGAGCAAACAAGGCAGGUUAAUCAGACAUUCUAAGAAUCUUCUUGAUCAGAUAUGACUUGGUCUAAUUAGGUAAUUGUUUGCAACUCUUCUAAUGCUUUACCUACAAUAAAGGCAUUCUGGAGAAAUUAUUUUUGUGCCGAUCUUCUCUGAAUUGUUUAUAUAUUUUAACAAUAAUAAGAAAUCAUUUUUGUGCCAAUCAGCCAGGUAAUAAUUUAUUUUCAGUAGA